Thrips palmi is the source of this 6201-nucleotide messenger RNA. It is a transcript of the gene Ack, whose product is annotated as activated CDC42 kinase 1. Gene Ontology annotation, molecular function: protein binding; ATP binding; protein tyrosine kinase activity. The coding region runs from base 350 to 3895 and encodes 1181 amino acids. Lineage: Eukaryota; Metazoa; Arthropoda; Insecta; Thysanoptera; Thripidae. The record is from RefSeq and is a predicted model, not a curated record. The transcript has 14 exons. Gene Ontology annotation, biological process: protein phosphorylation.
UACUCAUAUGUUGUUUACCUCAUCUUAAUUCGUCGGCCCUUUGGUACAGUUGUCAUGUCAGAGACCAUUACAGUUCUUUUCCCAUCAUUUGUCUAGCGUCCUCCACAAAACAGAUCUGGACCGGAUAUUAGCAAACACUCCGUGCGUCGUCUAACCUGAAUGUGUACAUUUUUCCUCAAAUUUUCCUGUAUAGCUUAUAAAUGAAGAGUUGUUAACCCCAUUCAAUCAAUGAAUAACGUUGGAAUCAACUGUCACUUCUUUUCAAUGUGGUUGGAGACAGUAUGUACAGUCGGCUUUUUCUCCUGUAGUUGUGAAGGAGUAAGGUGUUUUUUCAUUCACCUUGAGAGACAUGUCUGAAAGAGAUGAUGGUGGUAUUGAAUGGUUGGCUGAGCUACUUCAAGAUGUUCAGCUGGAACAAUUCUUUUCUCGGCUUCGAGAUGACCUUCAGGUCACACGCCUUCAACACUUUGACCAUGUGGAGCCUGGAGAUUUGGAGAAAAUUGGAAUGGGUAAACCAGCUGUGCGUAGAUUGUUGGAGGCUGUUAAGAAAAGAAAGCAGCCUCAUUGGAAGCGUAAUAUUCUGACCAAGCUUAUUCCUGCUGGUGGAAAGCAACAAGGAACAAGCUCUAGAAAAACAGUAUCAAGUGAAACCUCUGUUGGAGCCCUUACAUGUCUGAUACAUGAGAAGGAUGUUGCACUUGGUGAUAAACUUGGUGAUGGAUCCUUUGGUGUGGUGCGACGUGGAGACUGGACAACUGCUGAUGGUAGACUUGUUCAUGUUGCUGUAAAAGUUUUAAAGCAAGAUGCCUUAAACCAACCUGGCGUUUUUGAGGAUUUUGUAAAAGAAGUUCAGGCAAUGCACCAGUUGGACCAGCCUAAUCUUGUGAGGUUAUAUGGUGUUGUACUCUCCCACCCAAUGAUGAUGAUAACGGAACUAGCACCUCUUGGAAGUCUUCUAGAUUAUUUACGUAAACAGUGUGAGCACAUGCCUAUAACAACGCUCUGGAAUUAUGCUCUUCAAGUUGCCACUGGAAUGGCUUAUCUAGAAACAAAGCGCUAUGUUCAUAGAGACCUUGCUUGCCGCAAUGUGUUUCUUGCUGCAGUUGACAAGAUCAAAAUUGGGGAUUUUGGUCUUAUGCGUGCAAUCCCUCAAGAGGAUGAUUGUUAUGUGAUGACUGAACAUAAGAAAGUCCCUUUCCCAUGGUGUGCACCUGAGAGUCUGAAAACAAGACAAUUCAGCCAUGCAUCUGACACAUGGAUGUUUGGUGUUACUUUGUGGGAAAUGUUCACCUUUGGACAGGAACCAUGGAUUGGCCUUAAUGGAACACAAAUCCUACGUAAAAUAGACCGUGAAGGGGAGAGAUUACAUCAGCCUGAUUCUUGUCCUCCUGAAAUUUAUCGGCUUAUGUCACAGUGCUGGGCCAAAGCUCCAGCUGACAGGCCAACAUUUGCUGCAAUCCGUGAAUACUUAUCUAAAUCUUUACCUCCUAUCAUGAAAGCAAUUGGACGAUUUGAGGAAGUGGGUAAACUGACUGUGGAACCCCGGGACUCAAUCAUUAUUAUUGAAGGGCAAGCAGAUUGUUAUUGGUGGAAAGGGCAAAAUCAAAGAACAUUUGAUAUUGGCCAAUUUCCGAGAUGCAUAGUUGACCCAUUGCGGAAAAAGAUCAGUGAAGAUAUCAGUAGCCCCCUCCAGAACUCAUUCAUUCAUACUGGGCAUGGUGAUCCAUAUGGAAAGUCUUGGGGUAGUCCAGCAUUUAUUGAUGAAGUGUACCUUAGAAAUCCGAUGGAGCCUCCUGACGUUCUUGGCAUGCCAACAAAUACAGGUCAAUCGUCCAAGCUACCAGAUAGAAAAAAGAGGAAUUCAAGGCAGGCUGAGAAAAACCCAAAACCAUUUGCCUAUUCAAAGUUGAAUAGCAAUGAAGUAGCAAAGCGAAAUCACUUUGCUGUAGAAGCUGUGAUUUCCCCCCGCAGUUCUAAUAGUGGUAUGAGGGAGGGAGUGUUAGUAGACAUAUCUGCAGAGCAAAAUGGGGCCUCUGCAAAAUUGAGCAGUAGCUUAUUUCCUCAACCAAACCAUAUCAGUCAUAGUAAAAUGCCAGUUGGUGCUGGUAUUUCCAUUUUAGAUGAACCAAUUGAAAAUGGUACUCAGAAUGAGGAAUAUUGGGAAUCUUCCGAAGAGACCAUUCAAGAGAGACAGUACGCUAAUUAUCCAUCCCGAGAGGCUCCACCACCUCCAAUUCAGCUACAAGAAGCUCAGGGUGUUCUCAGAUCAGAGUCCCCAGAUCCCUUCGACACAUCUGGUGUUGUUUUUGGUUCCAGUCGCUAUUAUUCUGAUGUUGCAGAUUCACAAAAUACCUAUUUGAAUGUGGAUGAGGUUAGACAAGAAGCAGCCAAUCAAAUUCAGUGGCACCAAAGCGAAAGUGCUCGAAACCAUACAGAAGUACAUGCAACAGUACCUAGUCAGGUAGUUUCAACAGAGUCAAACAAAAUUCUAGAUCCCAAAUUUUUAGCUGAGCUGGAAAAGCAUUUAGGACGCAAAGAAGCCAGUGCAAACACUAAUAAUUUUAGCCCCGAGAGCUCAGUCCAGGAAAAUUUAAGCAGUAAGAAUACUAUACCUGCACUGAAACCUCCACCACAGUCAUCAAAACUCGCUCAGAAGAACUCUCAAGCAAAACCAUUGAAUGCAUCAAAUGUUGUUUCUCCUACCAUACCACCAACAAGCAUUUGGCCGUCCCCUGUUCAAUAUCGAACACACAGCUCCGGUGAUAGUGUCAGAGCAUCCCAUGUGCAGAGUGUCUGCCUACCUGCUACUGCUGGCUCCGUUUGGUCUUCUGCCGGUGCCGCUCAGACAUCAACAUCCACAUCAACAAUGAACCAAGAAAUAAACAAUUCUGUAAAACUUAUGAAGAAUAUGUGGUUAUCUGAUGCAAGUGCCAGUGAACCAAAUCCUCAGCGUGGUUCUGGUGUUCCUCUGCAUCGCCAGUCCUGGCAAGUAGAUUCCAUUCCACAGGGUUUGCCCCCAUCAUAUGUUGUGAAUGGUCAAACUAGUUUUGACCCGGCUGCAACAUUGAGUAACGCUCUUGUACCAGUGACACCGUUACUGCCUAUCCAGGCUACAAGUGCCCAAGCCUGGGCGGUUGGCUCACAGUCUGUAGUAUCUAGUCCUGGAGUGUAUCCGGCGCCUGUACCAGCCAUUCAAGGUGCAAGUGGUGCGGACAGUGUCACUGUGUACCUGCCUGUGAGUCAAGUGGACAGUGAAGAACACACUUGGAAUCUGAGUGUAGGAACAUCAGUCAGCAAUCAGGUACAACAACACCCGGUUUUCUACGGUAGUUUGCCUCUAGUCCCAGCAAGCCAGACUGGGUGGACAACUUUCAGCACUGUGGAUGGCAAUGGAAGCCAAGGCCAAGGCCAUCAACCAAAACCAAAGCACCCUCAAUCACUUCAGCAACAGCAGCGUGCCGCUGUCAAGUCAGCCUUGGAGGCACGAAAUCGUGCCUUGGCAGCUGGUUCCGGACAAUCCACUGCCGAUGUAGGUGCGGGAGGACCAUUGGUGCAAAAACAUUUGCACCCUACCCCUCAGCAAGUUUACAGCAUUGUGCCAGCUUCUCCUGCUUCCUCUCCUAGAAGCAGUGCCAAAGUGGAGGUGGGAGUGUCGGGCGAACUACGCGCAGACAAGGUGUCCCGCCUCCAAGAUGCAGUGGGCGACGCUCGCGAGGAAGAGUGUGUUGCCGCUCUUAACGCCACAGGCUGGGAAGUGGCCGCUGCAGCCAAGCGUAUAAAACUCGACAGACUAGACAGGCUGGGACUCGCCUCUCGACUCCAGUGUGAAGUGGCCUUAGAAAGGUCAAAAUGGAAUGUGGAGGAAGCAGCAUCUAAACUGUUGGAUGGUGUUUAGUCUCUUGUUUAAUGAACAGUAGUAACAUAUUUUCAAGUGGUCAUGAACUUCUCUCAUGCGUUGCUUGUACCAAACGCAAUUGUUGCUUAGCUAGAAGUUUUAAUUUAAUAAUUAUUUUUGGAUGAUUGAUGAAUGUGCGAGCGGUAUGUUGUUACUCUUGAUUUUGUAUGCAUUUAAGCUAUUCUCAGUGGUUCUCUGAUUGUUACUGUUUGUUUUGUCCCUUUUUAGUAUAAUUAGACCGAGUUUAGAGGAAUUAGUCAUGUAAAUCUGACUUUAUUUAUAUUCUUCAAUUAACUCAAAGCUUUUGUGGAAUUGUAUGAUUCUAAGAAGUGGAACUUGAUUAAUAUGUUUGUGCCAUUUAUGUUUGAAAGACAUACACUUUUAAACAAUCACCAUUGUCUGUGGUUCAUGAAUAAGGUUUUAAAAAAUCGGAGUAGUCCUCCUCUCUCUGAUCAUUUUUAUCCUACUUACUUUGAACAUUGGCACCUUUAUCAAAGAAUGCAAUUGUGUUACCUCAUUUAUCACUCUUUCAGUUUGAACAUUAAAUUGAGGUCAAUUUCAAAGUAAAAUUGUUCUCAAGGUUUUUCAAACGGCUUAUUGUGCCUAAUUGAAAACCUUUCCCAAUAAAAUAAUCAGAGGCUCCCUCAUUUCAUUCAUUGCAGCUGUCUUAUUCUAUCCUCACUGUAGAAUGUUAAAUGUGAUUCUUGUCUCACCUGACUCACAUGAGUCUUGUAUUUUUAGUGUAGUAUGUUGCAAAAGAAAUUAAUUCAGAUUUCUAUUUUCCUUUCAUAGGUAUCAGAAAAUUGUUCGUAAUUUUUCAUGAAUCACAUACGGUAAUGACUAAGGGCAGGUCCCUCAUUGAUAAUUGUUUGUGCCUUUAGAUAUUUUUUUCUGUGAGAUUUAGUUAGCAGCAGCAAAUGACUGAUUUGAAGUGAGUUUGUAUUUUUUUAAAUCUGAAAACAAUCUCGUACAAUAAUGAGGUUCUGUUGCUCCCUCUGUGUUGAUUCUAUCUUAUCCUCUCAUCUAGCUGAUAUUUUACGUCUGGAUCACAAGUCCACUUUUAAACUUGUUGAGAUAUUAAUCUAUCUUAAUUAUAAGUUCCUAUUUUUUAAGUGGCAGCUGCAGUAAACCUUUCUCUUUACUAGAAAGUAAACUUAUCUGAAGAUCAAAAUUGUUGCUCUCUGAGAUGGGGAAAAUUCCCUCGAUCAUAUUCCAACUCUGAAUAGGCAACCUUAUCAACUUUUGUGAUAUGGUUUCCCGUAGUUCUAUUAUCUUUGUAUUAUGUUUCUUCCUAGUUACAGUACAAACAAGGCAGUAUAAACUUACUCUUUAGUUUUUUCUUGAUAUUGUCAUAACUAGUUGCAUGUCAACAAAUCAUUUUAAAGAUUUAUGAGUCUACAUAUUACAUAUUCCAUUAUAAAUACAGUAUUACAAGUUGUGUUGGGUUUUCAUGGAGCCCUCUAGUUGUGUCAAAACUAAUUCUUCUGGCAAUUGGCCGUUUCUAUUGUCAUUUUUCCAAGGUGUUGCUUGAACUUCCAUUUAGAUUACAUUUUUGUGACUUGACUGUUUAUUUGGUUUUGAAGAUUUCCGGUAUUAAUGAUAUACCUUUUCUCCUUCAUUCUUUUUGUGCCAAACUGUGAUAUGUAUGUUGUUAAGCAGAGCUCUAUUUGGAAGCAGUAUUAUUCUAAGCUUCUUUCUCAGUUCUGCUUUUUGAUAUUGCACAAACUUCAUGUUAAAAUAUCUGUAGGCAUGAUUAAGUAUAUGAUUUAGUGUUUUAGAAUAUGUGCACACCAAAGUUUACGAUUGAGUACACUUGGCAAGUAUUUUCCUACUUAACUACAGAUUCACAAAUAAGCAAAUUAAUUCUGAGAUUGAAGGCUGUGAAUGUUGCAUUGUUGAGAGAUACUUUUCUAAGGCAGCUCAUUUUUCCUUUCUCAAUUUGCUACUACAGUAUUGUCUGUGCCACCUGUAGUCUACUAAAAGGCGUGUCAAAACAGAUAGACUGUUUGUACUGUACUUCCAAUUUUUAAAAACAAAAAAAUGCCCUUAUUUUGUAGGCGUUUUUUUGUUUUGUUUUUGUUUUUUUAAAUGGCCAUUUGAGUAGCCUAUCAGACUAACAUAAUUUAAUGUUUUCUUCUUAAGUGACAAAGUGAAUAUUUUGAAAGCAUGUUUCCUUUCUUCCCUUAGUAAAAUGCAUAUUGUGAUUUUUGUUUAAAGAGGAUCAUAGUUAAGUGGAGUGUGAAUUCUCGUUGAGUGAAGGGGCAUCCCUAUGCUCAGACCGAUUAAUAAACUACAUUUUAAAAGAA